This is a messenger RNA of Anneissia japonica, 4170 nucleotides long. Its product is annotated as nuclear pore complex protein Nup107-like. Gene Ontology annotation, molecular function: structural constituent of nuclear pore. The transcript is spliced from 25 exons. The record is from RefSeq and is a predicted model, not a curated record. Gene Ontology annotation, cellular component: nuclear pore; nuclear pore outer ring. Gene Ontology annotation, biological process: mRNA export from nucleus; protein import into nucleus; post-transcriptional tethering of RNA polymerase II gene DNA at nuclear periphery. The coding region runs from base 48 to 3005 and encodes 985 amino acids. Lineage: Eukaryota; Metazoa; Echinodermata; Crinoidea; Comatulida; Comatulidae.
GUAGCUUUGUUGAUAGGCCUAGUCACGGCGCGAAGAGGGAUGAUGAUAUGAACGUCGUAGAAGAACGACCUAACCGUUUGUCUAGUUCAUUUUUUGAACAAGGGGAAACAUCCUUGACGAAUAUAUGGAAGACACAGCAGAAGUAUAUUUCAGGCAACAUGAAUGAGAAAACUGAUAGGCAUGAAGACUACAACAGAUCACUUUCCUUUGGUGUGGCUGAAAAUUCACCUAUUCCCCGUUCAAUAUCUAAGAAUGCCAAAGGAAGCAGUUUUCUCAGAGGGCAGAAAAACCAUAGUGAACGAAUUCGACGAUCUAUGGGGUUGCUAGACCAAGCCGCUACCCCAGGCCUUGGUGUGCCAGCUACGCCAAGCUCAGCACUCAAGUAUAGUACAUAUACACCAAAUAAAUUACCGAUCCCCUCUCAAUAUGAUGUAACAGGUAUCUUAAGCCACACUCCAAGGAGGUUAAAGACACCCUCUACUCCAGACCCUAUGGGUUUAGGCAACAUGUCAGUUGCAGACCAGACAAGGCUUGCUGCUUCUCUCCUGGUGACACCACUACGACCACCGACAACAUCACUGGAGUCCAUGACACCUGGUGCGAUGACUGAAGAUGUCACAUUGACCAAUGUCAACCUAUUACUGGAGGAUGAUCCAGGGAUGAGUGCUACUGCUGGACUUUUUGAAGACUUUAUGAAGAGUUUCAGAAUGUUUUCCUCACCAACCGAUGUGUUUAGGCUGGUGGCAGAAUACGAGAAGCUUUGCUCAGAACAAGUAACCAUGCUUAACAAGCUGGUAAAGAAGGCUAACCCUGGACAGAACAAAUUUUCAAAGACAGUUGAAGUAUUAAAUCUGCUGGACCAGGAGAAGUGCACUUGGAGAUUGUUAGGCUCAUUGUAUCAAGAUCGGCAACAAUAUAUGGAAGAUGAAGAGAACAUGGACACUGGAAUGGAUAUAUUAAGGAAGUCAGAGCAAGAGAUUUCAAAUUCGCUGUUUGCUAGAAAUUCAUCCCUGCGCCAGAGUCAAAUCGUCGUUGAUUGGUUGGAAAGGAAUGCUGUUGACCAAAUACAAGAUUACUAUGAGAAUGUUGAAUUUUACUCUCAGUCAGUUUGUUGGGAAAACACUUUGCAUUCUCUUCAGCAAAAAACUGCAGGUGUAUCAAGGUCAGACCGAAAUCUUGUAUCACAAAUGGAUCCUGAUGCCCCCAUCAGAGAGAAUAAACCUCUUGCAGAACUAGACAGGGAGGAUGAGGCAAGGCUGCUUAAAAACCUCUUUGCUAAGAUAAGAGCUGGCCAGCUUGAGGAUGCUCAGAGGCUGUGUAAGAAGUGCGGUCAGGCUUGGAGAGCGGCAACCUUAGAGGGCUGGAAACUAUAUCAUGAUUCCAAUAUGAAAGCAUUAGCUUCAGGGAAUAUAGCAAGCAUUGAGGGCAACCCUAAUCGAGACAUUUGGAAAGCAACAGCCUGGCGCAUGUCCCAAGAUGAGCGAUUCCACCCAUAUGAGCGAGCCAUUGCAGCUGUGUUUAGCGGGAACCUCAAAGAGGUUCUCCCUGUUUGCCGGUCCUGGGAUGACUGCUUAUGGGCGUACUUCCGGGUAAUGGUGGACCAACAAGUGGAGCAGGAAAUCCGGGAGAAUGUAGAACCAGGCUGUGAAUGUGAACCACUUCCUGAUAAUUAUUUUGAUAAAUUAUUAACAACCACUAAAAUCUUCCAAGAUUUGCAGGCAUUUCCAAGUGAGGAGAUUGAGAUGCAAUCAAAACAAAAAUACCACAUGAUACAGAAGUACUUAAUUUUAGGUGAAGUUGAUGCAUUGAUUGAGGAGAUGGGUGAGUGGUUACAAGAUGUUGCGAAUCGACCGUCUAAGCAUCUAGUGCGGUUUAUGGCGCAUGUAGUACUAUUCUUCCGUUCCCUUGGACUUGACAGUAAAGAGGAAAUUUGCACAGCCAUCAUUGAAGCUUAUGUUAAGGAUUUAGUAGAUGUGAAACACUUAGAGCUAGUGUCUGUCUAUGCAGCUCAACUUCCAGAGUUUUUACAGGUUGCUUGCUAUGCCCACUUUCUUGAAGGAAUUCAUGAGAAGGAAACAAGGAAAUAUUGUCUGCAGCUUGCAGAAGAUGCAGGUUUGGAUGUUCCCAAGAUCACUAAGACAGUAGUCGAGAACAUUCGCAACCGAGACCUCACUGAAUUCGAUGCAGAUACAGAAAGUACCCCAGCCUUAGAUGCUGCCACGUCAGAGGAGGAUAGGAAGAAAAUUGAGGCCAUUGACUGGUUGGUUUUUGAUCCAUCUCAAAGAGCAGAAGCACUGAAACAGAGCAAUGCUGUCAUGCGCACAUUCUUAGGUAUCAAGAAGCAUGAUGCCGCCAGAGAGGUAUUCCAUAAGAUUCCAGGUGAUACUAUCGAUGUCAUUUUGAAGAACUGGUUAGGACAUGCUGGCAGAGUUCCUCUUCCCACAGAAGACGACAAUGCCAUCAAGGAAUAUCUUUGUAUCAAAGCUUACCUAAAUGCAUUAGAUACAUUCAACGAUUGGUUUGAACACUAUCACAAUAGGAAACCAGUUGAGCCCAGCAUUCAGGAAGUAGCAACAUUCCAACAGAAAGUGCAUCAUGAACAUAAAGAGAAAGAAUUCAAGAUGGAAUUAGAGAGAUGGGAACAUGGAUUAAACAACAACACAAAAGCAGUUGUUGACAACAUUUACAAUGUGCUCCUUUUCCCGGAUGGUGGCUGGAUGGUUGACCAGCACACAGAGGAUUCCAUUGACAACGCUCGUGCAACUCAGCUGGAAAGAUUGAGGGAGAUAUGCAUUCCGAUGCUGUGUUUCCUUCUGCAGUCUGUUCUUCACACCACAGGGCAGUACCAACAGGCUAUCAUGUUGGCUGAUGUCAUUGCAUCGGAAGAACAGCAACUGUAUACCGUUUUUGAUAAAGAUGAACUGAGGAAAUUGCUACAGAAGCUAAGAGAAUCGUCCAUUGAAUUACUUGAUAGUAAUUUAGAUGCUCUUGGAUAUGAGAUGUGAAAUGAUUAGAUGUUUUUUCAAAUAUUAAAUGGCAUAGUAACAGGACAUGACAGCUGUCAAUCAAUAAACAUGUUGGGAUGUCAAUUUUUGGUGAUUGGUUAUUCAUGUGUAUCAGUUGCCAAAACAGGGUGCUCCCCGAGCAUGACAUAUUAAUGGAGCAUUAUUGUGUUAGAUUGAUAGUGAAUGGGGGAAGGAUACAUUUUCAGAACAAUUUCAUGAAAGUCAACCGUGGAUAUCGCAAAUGCACUACUGCAUCAUUCCACAACCUCUAAGUCACAAUACCGGAUUGCUCAGAUAUCGAAAUAUUGCUUGUCCAAUACAUUUACUCAAUUUUUAAAGCAUAUGAUUAUUAUUGGUGGAUUCAUGAAAUAAAAUACCAUCUAUCUUAGCCCUACCAUUGUUAGAGCUGAGGUUUUGAUAGUGAGUUUCAUUUUCAUGAUAGUCAGUAUGGAUAAUGCUACACAAAUACACUUCUACUUUGUUCCAGAACUUAUAUGUCGCAAUAUCUGGGCUCCGAUAUCAAAAGUAUUGCUUGUCCGAUAUUUUUACUAAUUUUUUAAGCAUAUAAUUAUUAGUAGUGGAUUCAUGAAACAAAAUAUUGUACCAUCUGUCUUGGUCCUAGCAUGGUUGGGGCUGAGGUUUUGGUGGUGAGUGGGGGAAGAUACACAUAGAAAAUUUACAUGACAGAUAAUGCAGCACAAAUGCACAACUGCAUCGUACAAAUACAGCAAUAAUAUCUGGGUACAGAUAUCAAAAUUAUUGAUUGUCCGAUAUUUUUACUCGUUUUUUAAAGCAUAUUAUUAGUGUGGAUUCAUGAAACAAAAUACUAUCUACCUUAGCUCUACCAUGGUGGGGGCUGAGGUUUUGGAAUUUUAUAGGUAUGGCUGAAAGUGGCACAUAGAGCAUAAACAUUUACCAUGAAUUUGAAUAUUUUCUUUCAUUUUUCCCGAUCCAUUGGAUCGAUGUUGGUGUUACAAAUGUGGUUUGCUACACAUGUGAACACACUGAUAAUGUGGAAGUAUGUAGUCUUUGCAUUAUAGGAAAUUCAUAAUAAAAUCUGUAAUUAAUUUUCUGUCAAUGCAGUAUUGGUCUUUUACAAGAGGUGUCAAUAUGAUUUACUACUACUGCUACUCUUAUAAAGCAUUAAAUCAUUUAACCAUCCCAU